Halichondria panicea is the source of this 1698-nucleotide messenger RNA. RefSeq lists its product as uncharacterized. The transcript has 2 exons. The record is from RefSeq and is a predicted model, not a curated record. NCBI's taxonomy places the organism in Eukaryota, Metazoa, Porifera, Demospongiae, Suberitida, Halichondriidae. Bases 115 to 1698 code for a protein of 527 amino acids.
GCUAGAUCUAGUUGUAGAAAUACAAGUAGUUAGCUGUUCUUUGUCACAAUAAUCCUCUGAUCUACUAUAGCCUGUAGACCCACCCCCUUUUGGAGAAGCCACACAGUUGAGAUCAUGGCUUCAACAAGAUUAAAAGUACUUCUUCUCUUAAAAAUUCUGAUUAUUUGCGAUGCCCAAGAGCAACUGAUUCACGUCAAACCUGACAGCUGCCCACAAGAGUGCUUCUGUUCCUACCAGUUCCCCGACUGUCAGACUUUGUCUGAGUACGCACUCAAUACAAGUAGUUACCUCCCUUCCAAGUUUAUACUAACUCCUGGUCUAUAUUAUCUCGAUUCACACUUUUCGAUAAAUGGUACCAGUUUUGAGAGCUUCUCUCUAAAUGGAACUGAAAAUACCACCAUCUACUGUCGACAAAAUGCCACUUUAUCAUUCAAUGGUUUGACAAGCGUAACUAUUCAAAAUGUGGCCUUUGUUUCGUGCGGUGAAGGUGAUUUGCCUGGUAUCAGCUUGACCAACAUCAACACAGUGAAGAUGAUGGACAUCAGUGUAGCUAACACCACCUCUGGUGCUCUCUACAUUAAAGACAGCUCAAAUGUUGAGGUCACUAACCUUGCGAUUACCAAUAACAAAAACUCACUUGCUACGAUUGUCAGCAUACAAAACUCAAUUGUUACGAGUUUAAAUAAUCUCAACAUCUUUAGAAACAGUAUUGGAGUAUAUGAUUCUGAGUGUGUCUACAGCAGCUUCCCUAAUGUAGAAGAGGUGGUGUUUCGAAUCGAUGGUGGUUUCUUAACAGCUGAGAGUGUUGAUGUGACUGAUAAUGUUGGACUGUUUGGUGUAAUGGCCUUGAGUAAUGUUGAGGCAGUUGUGAAUGGAGACUGGUCAUUUAAACUAAAUCGUGCUUGUCUAGGUUCAUUAUUCCUGAGUGAGGUCAUCAUGGAAUUAACUGGGACUUUAUUAUCAAAUGAAAACAAAGGUAUCAGCGAAAAAGACAAUUCCAAUGCUGGAUUAUAUUUCAGUAACAGUCAAGUAAAUAUAAAUGGGACACUUGAAUCAAUUGCAAACGAAGGUUACAUCACAUCAAUUCAAUCUCUGGGCUCUAAUAUAUCUUUAAUGGAGGGAUCAUCUCUACUUCUGAAUGGUAAUCACAAUGGACUUCAAGCGAUGUCACUGGCAGAAGGAACAAAGCUGGUAAUUCAAAACGGAACGCUAACGGCUUGUAAUAACACAAUGCGUCAAAGGCUUAUUCUAGUGAACAAUUCUCAAGUGAUAUUCAAUGGUCAUACAACAUUUAUCAACAAUUCAAAAUCCCCUUUUUCUGUGCACAAUGCUAUUAUUCAAUUGUACGGUCAGAUCUACUUUCAAGAUAAUGCUGGAGUUGUGUUCGCUGUGACUUCUCAUCUGGAUAUAGACGGUAACUCAACCUUUUAUCGCAACAAUGUUGAUGAUGGCUUCAAAGAUGGUGCUCUUGCUAUAUUUUAUCAAAGCAGCUUGAAAAACUGGGUGGCAAUUAUACAUUUCUUGAAAAUAGAAAUGAAGUUGUGGACAGUGGUGCAAUAUAUGCAAGAGCCCAAUCUGUUGUUAAGCUUAGCGGAAUCGGAACAUUUGAAAAUAACUCAGCAAAUAAUGGAGGUGCAAUUUUCCUUGAGGAACAAUCUCGACUUGAACUCUACAAUGAAACUAAUCUACACUUUGUAA